CAUAGGGCAUGCAGAGGAGGAGGCUCUCUUUAGUUUGUUCUGAAUUUAAAGGGCUGGUUCUAACCUACUGACGAAAGAAUAACUGUUUUUUUCUUUGUUUCUUUUACCAAGACAAAGAAUAUAAAAUUCAAUUUUAAGCAACAGUAGAAGAAAUAUACCUUUGGACCGAAUCUUUUUAUUUUUCUCUUCAAAUGAUGGGAAAUUUAAGACGCGUUUCUCUCCGGUGGAUACAAUGGCGACUAUUUACCGUACUGCAGCGGCAAAUCGGACUGCUUGUUUUUCUGCUUCAUUUUAUUUACAUUGUAGAUGGACAGAUUCGUUAUUCUGUACCAGAGGAAAUGAAGAAGGGCUCUGUCAUAGGUAAUGUGGCACAGGAUCUUGGUUUGGAUGUGAAAAGGCUCCGAUCUGGACGCGCCCGUAUCGUGACGGGAGAAAACGUUCAAUACACCGAGCUGAAUACAGACAAAGGGAUCCUUCUUGUGAACGAAAGAAUAGACCGGGAGCAGCUAUGUGGGGACACCACACCAUGCAGCUUUAGUUUUGAAUUAAUACUGGAAAAUCCGAUGGAACUGCACAGAAUAACUGUAGAGGUUUUGGAUAUAAAUGAUCACGCUCCGGUAUUUCCAAGCAAAGAUAAAUCAAUCAGGUUUGAGGUAAGCGAAUCAGCUGCCAUAGGAGUGCAGUUUCCACUGCAGACCGCAGAGGAUUUAGAUGUAGGCCAAAACGCGUUGAAAGAUUAUGUUCUGUCACCAAAUGACAAUUUUAUUCUAAAACAACAUGUAAACCCAGACGGAGGUAAAAAUAUUGAAAUGGUGCUGCAAAAGCCUUUAGAUAGAGAACAACGUCCUAAUCUGCAUUUUAAACUAAUCGCAUUGGACGGAGGAACACCGCAGAGAUCUGGAUCGGUGAAUAUAGAUGUGACUGUAUUAGAUGCUAACGACAAUAUUCCUGUUUUUAACCAAUCGGUUUAUAAAGCUUCUGUGGUAGAAAACACAAUUAAAGGUACAAGUGUUAUUACUGUGAAUGCCACAGACGCUGACAGUGGAUCAAACGGGUUAAUCGCUUUUAGUUUGUCUAAAACAAAAGGAAGUGCUGCAGAUAUUUUUAGCAUUGAUAAUAGUAUGGGCACUAUUUAUGUGUUUGGUGAAAUAGAUUUUGAGAAACAGAAAAAAUAUGAGGUGCGAGUUGAGGCAAAAGAUCAGGGUGGAUUAAUCGGGACAAGUAAAGUUAUAGUUGAUGUUGUUGAUAUCAAUGAUAAUGCCCCAGUGAUAAGUGUAAUGUCUUUUUCCAGUCCAAUAUUAGAAAACGCCCCUGUUGGUACAACAGUCGCUAUUUUGAACAUAAAAGAUGCUGAUUCUGACAAAAAUGGUCGAAUUAAAUGUUCAUUAGAAGGAAACAUUCCUUUUAGAAUUGAAUUAUCUUUAACAAAUUAUUACAAUUUGAUAUUGGAUCAAGAGUUGGACAGAGAAUCUGUCACAGAUUAUAACAUAACGAUAAAAGCUACCGAUUUUGGUUCUCCUCCUCUGACUACUUCGACAAAAUUGCAUCUUAAGGUAUCGGAUGUUAAUGACAACGCUCCAGUGUUUGACAAAAGUAGCUAUUCUGCCUACAUCAUGGAAAAUAAUCCACCGGGCUAUUCCAUAUUUGCUGUUUGUUCGCGGGAUUCUGACUGGAAUCAAAACGCUAGAAUAUCUUAUUUUUUAGAGGACACACAGGUCAAUGGUAAUCAAGUUUCUGCAUAUAUAUCUUUAAACGCUGAGACCGGAGUUCUGACAGCACUGCGGUCGUUAGAUUAUGAGCAAAUAAAAGAGUUUCAGCUUGUGGUCAAAGCGCAGGAUGGAGGCUCUCCUCCACUCAGUAGUAAUGUGACCGUGAAAAUCCUGAUUCAGGACCAAAACGAUAACCCCCCACAGAUUCUUUACCCAGUCCAGACAGGUGGCUCUAUGGUUGCUGAAAGGGUGCCUCGUUCAGCAGAUGUGGGCUACCUGGUGACUAAAGUGGUGGCUGCUGAUGUGGACUCUGGACAGAAUGCCUGGCUCUCCUAUAAACUGCAGAAAGCUACAGACAGGGCGCUGUUUGACGUGGGCUUACAGAAUGGAGAAAUAAGAACAAUCCGUCAGGUGACUGAUAAAGAUGCUGUGAAACAGAGACUGACUGUUAUAGUGGAGGACAACGGGCAGCCCUCUCGUUCAGCAACAGUUAUUGUUAACGUGGCGGUGGCGGACAGCUUCCCUGAAGUGCUCUCAGAUUUUACUGAUUUUUCACAUAAGGAGUACAAUGAAAAUCUGACUUUUUACUUGGUAUUGGCCCUGGCUGUGGUCUCAUUCCUCUUCAUCACAUGUUUGGUGGUUAUUAUAUCAGUGAAGAUCUACAGAUGGAGACAGUCCUGCAUCCUGUAUCACUCCAACCUUCCUGUGAUUCCUUAUUAUCCACCACGUUACUCAGACACUUUGGGAACAGGGACCCUUCCACACGUGUACAAUUACGAGGUGUGCAGGACCACUGACUCCAGAAAGAGUGACAGUAAGUUCUGCGGAACCGGUAGUCAGAACGUGUUGAUAAUGGAGCCCAGUUCUACAGGGACAAUGCAGCGGAUGCACAAUGAGAAGAACAUCCUGGAUGAACCAGACUCUCCUCUAGAGGGUCGCACUCUUUUCAGGACCAUGGACAGCUACUAA
Messenger RNA from Cyprinodon tularosa, 2678 nucleotides. RefSeq names its product protocadherin gamma-A11-like. Lineage: Eukaryota; Metazoa; Chordata; Actinopteri; Cyprinodontiformes; Cyprinodontidae. The transcript is spliced from 2 exons. Gene Ontology annotation, cellular component: plasma membrane. Gene Ontology annotation, molecular function: calcium ion binding. The record is from RefSeq and is a predicted model, not a curated record. The coding region runs from base 192 to 2678 and encodes 828 amino acids. Gene Ontology annotation, biological process: homophilic cell-cell adhesion.